Molecule: messenger RNA, 1098 nt
Organism: Sphenostylis stenocarpa
Lineage: Eukaryota; Viridiplantae; Streptophyta; Magnoliopsida; Fabales; Fabaceae
Source: the annotation of a GenBank genome assembly
AUGAAUGUCCUUCCUUCAUGUUGUUAUCUGCAAAACUUACCAGAAGAACUCAUCGAGAAUAUCCUCUUUAGGGUUCCCAUCAAAUACCUUCUGCAACUCAAGCUUGUCUGCAAAUCAUUGAACUCCCUCAUCUCCCAUCCUAAAUUCGCCAAACACCACCUUCGUUCCUCAGCCACCCUUCGGUUGGUCUCUUCCGUACAUGGUCAAAACAAUCUUCAAAUAUUCUCCAUCAACUCCCUCUUCCAAAACCUAUCAGGCCCUUUAAGAUCUUGCACGAUCACUGGCCACAACCUCAUUCUAGGUUCCUGCAAUGGCAUACUGUGUCUCUGUGAUAUUGUCCAAUGCCAUAUCACCUUGUUCAACCCCUCCACUACACUAUCAUCCCCAGCAUUUCCAACAGAUUUAUCCCCUGGUGAGGUUUACCGUACUUUCCAUGGAUUUGGCUAUGAUCACGUGAAUGAAAAGUACAAGGUGCUAUUGGUUAGGAGAAUUUUGACUGAAACUGUGACCAAAGUUUAUACCUUUGGCGAAAAGCGUAGCAUUAGGGUUGUUGAGAAUAGCCAGUUAUAUCCUCUUCCAAGUGGGCGGCUAGGAAAAUGUGUGAGUGGCACUCUUAACUGGAUGACACCAAAGCUAGGUCCAAACGAUUCUGUUAAUGAAUGGGUGAUUCUUUCCUUCAAUUUGGUGACUGAGACAUUCGGUGAAAUGAUGCUGCCUGAUGGAAACAGUAACAACAUUUGCAAGCCUAUGAUAAAUUUGGUGCAUAACUGUCUUUGUGUUUGUUUCUUUGACCGCAAGAAAGCUUGUUGGUGUGUUUGGGUGAUGAAAGAGUACGGUGUUGAAGAUUCUUGGACCAACUUGAUGAUGAUUUCUGGCUUCGUUAUAGAUGGUUUGCCCUGCAUUCGCAAUGAGCUUUGUUCUUGUAUAGGGUGUCCAGCACUUGAUCCCUUGUAUGUUUCAGAAGAUGGCAUGGCUUUGUUCAAAACUACAUCGUGUAGGCUGCUUCUGUAUAACCCCAACGAUGGUACCUUGAAUUGUGUAAGGGUUAGGGGUGACAUUUGGAGUUACCAUGAAAGUUUGGUUUCACCAUCUUCAUAA